This is a messenger RNA of Marchantia polymorpha subsp. ruderalis, 2235 nucleotides long. The record is from the annotation of a GenBank genome assembly. Lineage: Eukaryota; Viridiplantae; Streptophyta; Marchantiopsida; Marchantiales; Marchantiaceae.
UUUUAGUCCAGAACUGUGUCUAUUCUCUCAAAUCGAUGUAUUGACGAUAUCACAUACCAUACAAUAUACGAUCAAGCAGACUUCAAGAGUUUGUAGACAGGGCAAGUAAGUACUGUACGUUGAGUGUAGUGACUUGUUGACGUCGGGUAUUGAUGAAGAAGCGGGAAUUCUCAAUGAUUUGGGUCAUUAUCGGUCCAAAUUCGAGUUCGUGGACGGUUGAAUUCCUGCGUAAUGGAUCAUCGUGAGUUUAUUCGUUGGCAUCGAGGGGUGCAUGCGAAUUUUUCUUUUCUGCGAAGAAAUGGCCAAGACCAGUGUUUGCUUGUCGAUUGAGAUAAGGAAUCGUGCUCUGGAGUGGACAUGCAGUCGACCAGGAUAAUUGCUGAUGCUGGCUGAGGGGAUGUCGGAGACAAUAAUUCAGCCUGGUAUAACUUCACUUUAUUUGUCAAGUCAAAAGAUGAUGACGGAGAAGACAAGCUUGUUGCAGGCAUUCUUGGAGCAGGAAUGGCCAGAAUGGAGAGAUGAUGACUUUGCCAGAGCGCGCUUCAAGGCUUUUACAGGACAGAAGCAGGACUGGGAAGAAAGAAUCAAUUUCUGGAGAGACGCGAUUGUGAAAGUUGCUCGGCACUUGGAUCUUCUCAUCAUCGACACAAAGGAGGUGCAGCAAAAGUGGUUCGUACGAGAUGGAGUUGUGCCCAUGGGCCUCAAACUUGUCCUGCUGGAGAUGCAAAAGUCAGGUGAACUGGAAACCGUGGAUCAGAUCCUCGAAAAUCGUCCUUCUACAACACUUGAGAAGCUUUCAUCACUGUUGAGAAGAACUCUAGGAUGGGCUGGCUUCAUUGGUCCAAGUGACGAGUAUAUGGAGACAGAAGCUCAAAUUGAAGAAAGACUCGUUGUCAGGUCUAUUCUCCAGGAAAGAGCUGCCUAUUUAAUCAAGAGUCUAGCAGAGAACAAUUUUUCUUCUGUUUGCAUUGCAACUCUGUCGAAAAUCAAGAAGCUCUGUGGAGGAGCGGAGAAUGCAGAGUUGACUAUUGGUUAUCUCCUCCUUCAUAACAAAGCCAAGUAUUUGGCAGUGAACAGUGACGAUCAUAUAGAGGGCUUCAAGCUCUCGCUGAACGGGAAGGAUGUGUCAGCAGUGUCAGAAAAUGAUCGACAUUUUUUACAACUCCAAUGGACCUUGGAACUACUGCAGAUUCGCUUGAAUACUCUAGAUUUGAAAGUUGAAACGACGAGAACUGAGUUGAUCAAAGUAGCAAAGGCGGGUGCAAGGCAUGAUGCUCUCAGACGUCUACGCAACAUGAAGCUGCUGCAAGUCAGCAGGGACCAGUGUGCAGGGUUUAUGGACAAAAUCGAACAAGUUCUUGGGGUCAUUGCAGAUGCAGAAACUUCAAAGAAGGUUACGGAAGCAAUACAAGUGGGUGCAGCUGCCAUUAAGGAAAACCACGUCAGCUUGGAUGACGUCCAUUCUUGUUUGGAUGAGCUUGAUGAGGCAAUCACGGUUCAGCGUGAAAUUGAAGAUACAAUAGGUGCAACUCAUCUUUCUAAACUUGACGAAGACGAUAGCUUGUUUGAGGAAGAGCUUGCGACGUUGGAAAAGGAGUUACAGGAGCAAGAGAUUACGAGCUUGCCAGAGGCCCCAAAAGCUCAGGAAGGAGUCAAAGUCUCUUCUGUUAAGAAAUCUGACUCGGAAUUUUCAGAAGCUGAUCAAACACUGGAGAAGGAGUUUGCCAAGAUGGCCUUAGAGCUGGCAUGAUCUGAGAGUUGCCACGAGAAGUCAUCUUGGUAGAUCGGAAGAUCUCCUGUACAGCUCUUUGUGCUCAAUGCUCAUAGUAGGAUUUAGUUCUGUUCAUACUUUCCGCCAUGUAGCCGAGGAAUGGAAAGUUUGGAAGCUGAGUAUGAGUGAGCUGAGCUGUGAGCUGGGAAUCGCGAGUAUAGGAAACGUGUGUGAUAAUGUGGAAAUAGACCUGCAAAAGGAACCUGUAAAUAAUUAGUGGGGAUCAUUUGAAGUGAAGUCAUGGCCUUGAAGCUUGAGAGUGAACAUUCACUGGACUACACCGAGCCAGAACUCGACAUAUAGCAAACUGGGUAUGCGACAAACGCGUUGACUCGCCUCUGUAAGUUCUUAGGCCUGUAAGUUAUGUGAGAGGCAGAAACAUUGUAAUACUCACCGUGAUUGUUGAAGUGUUCGGUGGAUAGCAUCUACGAGCCCUAAACUGGAUUUACUUUUCUAAAAGUUUU